Molecule: messenger RNA, 720 nt
Organism: Gongylonema pulchrum
Lineage: Eukaryota; Metazoa; Nematoda; Chromadorea; Rhabditida; Gongylonematidae
Source: the annotation of a GenBank genome assembly
UUGUUUCAAAGAAGAGUAUGCACAAAAACUUACUUAGGGACAACAUUUACUGAACAAAACUUAGCAAAAAUAUGUUGCAAAAUUGAACAAAACACCUUAGCUCAGUCCUAUUUCUCCAAAAGACAGAAAAGGAAAACAUCGAAAAAAUGUCCGCCAGGGCCAAUAGGACGACCGGGACAGCCAGGCCUAGACGGUAUUGAUGGUAUUCCUGGAAUACCGGGCACCAGUGGACAAAACGGCGAGGAUUAUCAGUAUCGUUAUAAAUGCAAACUGUGCGAAAGAGGGCCGAAGGGACCAAAAGGCAAGAUUGGGUCACAGGGAAGUGCUGGUGUUAAAGGACGACCAGGACGGCCUGGUCAGCCAGGCAUACAAGGCCCGGAAGGACCAAGAGGGCCAAGAGGAAAAAAAGGAGAACCAGGUGACCGUGGAGCUCCGGGCAGUCAUGGCAGAGACUCGGUUCAAACGAUCCACCUUCCAGGUCGGAAAGGUAUCCCUGGAGAGCCUGGCUCGCGCGGUAAACGUGGCCGAAAAGGACUGACUGGACCUGUAGGCGAGCCAGGACCCCCGGGGCGCCAAGGACCACCUGGAAUUCAAGGAAUCCAUGGUAAAGAUGGCUGGCCAGGUCCUCAAGGGGAUCGCGGUUCAGCUGGUUUCGAUGCGCUAUACUGCCCCUGCCCAGCAAGAACGUUUGACCUAAAAUACAGGGAAAGGCAACUCUAA